Toxotes jaculatrix (banded archerfish) is the source of this 2557-nucleotide messenger RNA. Its product is annotated as TRAF3-interacting JNK-activating modulator. The transcript is spliced from 14 exons. Lineage: Eukaryota; Metazoa; Chordata; Actinopteri; Toxotidae. The record is from RefSeq and is a predicted model, not a curated record. Bases 182 to 1936 code for a protein of 584 amino acids.
GUUCUCUUCACUUCCUGUAAAAUUAUGCUCAACAGAAACAGCUACAUGUAAAACACAGACAAAGCACCCGGACAUUAUUUCAGAAGAGUGAGAAAAUGGAUGACUUCUCAUCCACCACAUGAAGAGUUUCCCCUCUGAAUGAGAUGGCGUAGUAGGCAUCGUACCAGCCAGAGGAGCUGCCAUGGACGUCCUGCCUGGUCCCUACUCCCCACUGAAAGACUUUGACCAAAUAGUGGAGGUCAGAGCAGAAAAACGUGAACACCUGCGAGGACGAAACAACGUGACUUCAUGUCGCAGCCCUACGAGAGAGUUUGACACAAAACACAUAAAAAAUGAACUGAAAGAAAAGAGGCAUCUGGAAUUUCUGAGGAGGAGAUCAGUGAGCCCUGAGCUCUGUGGUUUAAAGUCUACAAGGACGAAGCCUUCACCAAAGACGUUCUCACUGAAAUAUCACAGUUCAAGCAGCAAGUUAAAGACACUGCCUACAAAUAUCCAAACUAGCCCCACCUCUAAUGGACAUACAAAGAUAAUUUUAACACCGAACCGCAGCAUAACUGAUGGUCCAGUCACCAGCACAUGGGCAUCAGUAUGGUCAGAGCAGGUAACACCCAUGAGGCAAGAGACAGGCCAUUCAAGGAAGCAUGCAUCUACCUCCACACCAGGGAUAAAGGACUCCAACCAGCACAGGACAAAUAGAGAGAAUAGUGUUAAUGCUCAAAAGACAAGCAUCAAAACCUUAAUCCGAACAGAAAAUAUUCACCAAAGAUUCUCCCACCAAACCGAAAAUAUUCUCCCAAAAAAGACAUUUCGAGAGGCCGGUGUGCAGACAGAGUCUGGCCUUGUCACUGUCAAGGAAUCAGAUGUUCAGCGGUUAGCUGACUGCUUACAGGAGGCCCUGUGGAGAGAGGAGGCUGUGAAGAAGAAGAUGGCAACCCUCCAGGAGAGCACGUCAAACCUCAUCAACUCCUCAAACAAAAUAUGGACAGCUCGCUGCAGUGAAGACCUGCUGAGAAACAAGAUCAAGGCUCUGGAGGCGCAGCUGCAAGUCUGCCUGCAGAAGUUUCCAAAAGAUGGAGUGAAGAAACUGAGGGUGCAGAUGGAGAAGCAGAAACUGAUAUACGAAGAGAAAGCCCUGGUUGCCCUGCAGAAGGCCACACAGGAGAAAACUGAGGCACUGAGCAAGGCAGAGACACUGCAGGAGUCACUAAUUACAGCAAAGGCAGAGGCACUGAAGUGGCAGAGCCUGCAUGAGGAACUGAAGCUGAGCUCUGGACAACUCAGGGAGAACCAGAACCUCAGUAAUGAACAGCUGCAGCAGCUACACAGCCAAGUGGAGCUGUCCAGGGCCAGAGAGGCCGAGCUGAUGGCGGAAGUGGUGUCAUUAAGACAAGAGAAGAAGGAGCUGCAGUACAACAUUAGCCUGCUGGAAGAGGACAACCAGAUUUUAAGAGAGGAAAUACAGCACCUUAGAGAUAACAACAAUGAGAGUCAGGACUUCAUAAUGGAGGACUGCCUGAUGUCAGGGGAAUCAGGGCCACAGCUGAUGCUGAAGAGAGACUUUCAGGUGGAGGAGCAGCUCCGUCACACUCAGGAGAAACUCCAGCUCAAGGAGAGAGAGUGUGAGGAGCUGCAGAUGGAGCUACAUGCCAUGGAGCAGGAGUGUCAGUCCAGCCAGGCCCGGCUGUCGCAGUGCAGGGACGAACUCCGGCAACUCAGCCACCGCAGCAGGAGGCCGACGCUGUGUGGCUCCUGGUGGAAGGUGUGUGUGUUCUUCCUUUUCCUCCUCGCCAUGGCGGGGGUUGUCAUGUUGUGGCUGUGGCAUCCUCCUUUCAGAGACCAAGUCGAAGACCUGUAUUCAGACAUAGAAACACGUAUCGAAGACUAUCUCUUGGAAAUGGCCUCUCCUCAACAUUCAGGCUGUUUUAGACCAAUUUGAUAAUGUCAUUUCUCAAGAAUAUUAUUAUAAUUAUUAUUUUGUUGGUGUUGCUAUUGUUUAAAAAAGGUUUAGAUAGAUUUUUAUUGAAUGUAGUUUGCUUAUAUGUUUGUAUUUCACAUGAUCUUAGACUUGGAACUUAAAGUGUGUGUGAUGUAAGAUGAUGUGUUGAGAUGUAGAGGGUGUACUGUACAUGUGUGCAGAAAAUGCAAAUACACAGUGAAAAAAGUGUGAAAAAUGCAACAGUGUUUGUAAUGUGUGUAACUAUGAAAACAAGCUAAAAGCACGAUCAGCUCACAAGUCGGCUGAUGUUAAUGACAUUUCAAGAAACUGAGUAGUAGAAUAGCAGGUAUCCUCUGUACUGUAACAGCACAUUUAGUCAACAUCACCACCUUUAAACAUUAAGAAGCUACACAAACAAAAAAAAAAAAAAAAAGAAAGACAAAACAUCCAAGUAAUCCUCUCAACUCAUGUGGGAAGGAAUUACACCAGUGCUAUGGAGUAUUGGGGAGUUGUUUUACAUUCACUGUUGCUCAAAUUGGCUUUAAAAAGAGAGAGUAAGCGCACAAUGAAAGAGCUGUUUAGUGUUUUAUAAGAAAUAAAGAUAUUCUCUGAAAAAUGUUA